Messenger RNA from Camellia sinensis, 715 nucleotides. Its product is annotated as heavy metal-associated isoprenylated plant protein 21. The record is from RefSeq and is a predicted model, not a curated record. Gene Ontology annotation, molecular function: metal ion binding. Lineage: Eukaryota; Viridiplantae; Streptophyta; Magnoliopsida; Ericales; Theaceae.
UAUAAGUCUCAACUCUUGCGAUGUUGAUCAUGUAAUGUAAAACCCUCUCUCUCUCUCUCUCUCUCUCUCUCUCUACUUUGCUUUGCAAUGGGGGCUCUUGACUAUCUCUCUAACUUUUGCACUGUCACCAGCACAAGGAGAAGAAGCAAACGCAAACCAAUGCAGACAGUUGAGAUCAAAGUGAAGAUGGACUGUGAUGGCUGCGAAAGAAGAGUUAAAAAUGCUGUCACCUCUAUGAAAGGUGUGAAAACUGUGGAGGUAAUCCGAAAGCAAAGCAGGGUGACAGUGAGUGGUUAUGUUGAUCCGAACAAGGUCUUAAAGAAAGUAAAGAGCACAGGAAAGAGAGCUGAGUUCUGGCCAUACAUCCCAUACAACUUAGUUUAUUAUCCUUAUGUCUCUCAAGCCUAUGACAAGAAGGCACCUUCUGGCUAUGUUCGAAACGUUGCUCAAGCCGUGCCGGCCGGAAUCAACCCCCCAGAGGAGAGAUUUACUUAUCUCUUCAGUGAUGAUAACCCUAAUGCUUGUUCUGUCAUGUGAGGAAUGUUAUUUCAUGAUGAUGAUGAGUUUGUUGAAAAAAUGAAGGGAAAAACUGGUUUAGUUUUUGAAGUUUUUUAUUACAUGCAUGAUCUCUUGCAACUGAGGUUGAGUGAACAUGAUGCUUUUCUUUUGUUUAAAAUGUGUGUUUUAGUAAAUACAAAGUGAUGGUUUGUUAGUG